This is a messenger RNA of Drechmeria coniospora, 2466 nucleotides long. RefSeq names its product phosphoribosylaminoimidazole-succinocarboxamide synthase. The record is from RefSeq and is a predicted model, not a curated record. Lineage: Eukaryota; Fungi; Ascomycota; Sordariomycetes; Hypocreales; Ophiocordycipitaceae. The transcript has a single exon. The coding region runs from base 1 to 2466 and encodes 821 amino acids.
AUGCCUUCAGCGUCGACGGACGGCAUCACUGACGGUAGCGAGUUAGAUCAAUGGCUGCGUAGCCUGCCGAACAGACCCCCCUCCUCGUCUUCUACCGAACGCCCGAGAUCCCCAGUUCAACUUUAUGAGCAGAAACGCACCACCAUCUCACCGCCCGACUCCUCUCUGUCACCUCAGGCUACGGUCAUUGCUAGUCCGGCUAAUCCGUCUACAAUAUCGCCAUCUGCAUCGAGUUCGGAGCUGUACGGCCCUGACCGGUUGCUUCCUCCAGCAGCCCUCCGUCAGGACGGAAUAGCUUCGACUCCAAAUCACGUGGAGCGUAUCGACCGCCUUCCGCUGGCCAUGUUCACCUCUGGCAGUCCUGGAAUGGGCCAAAGCCUCAAGGAUGAGCUGGUCUUGGCCGCUGGCAGGGUCACGCCUGGAGUGGAUGACACUCCCUACAUCCAGUAUGCUCUCGAGGCUCUCACACGCGACCGGAGCUGCCCAUCCCAUCCGACUUCACCUCCGCUCGGCCGGUCCCCCGUCCUCCACCGGCAACUGACGCCGAUUGAGGCCGUGGCUUCCGUCACCGUGAGCCAGCCGGAGCCGACGUACGAUGGCCAGCGGCCCGUCUCGAGCUUGCGACAUGACACCCCCCCCGAGCCAGCAACGGCAUCGGCACCCGCACCUACUACUCUCGACACGAGGCCCUUGGCAUCGGGACAAUGGAUCCCCGUCGACAGGAAUACUUUUCAAACCAUCGACCCUCGCGGACAAACCUAUCCACCCCUCACCUUCAAGCCCCGCAUAUUACGCCCCUUUUCCUUCAUGACCCUCAUGACCCUCUGCAUUUUAAUGAUUGCCGCCCUCGUAUUUGCCGCCAGAUUCUCGGACAAAAACACCGGCUUGACGCCGUAUCCCGGCACCAUUUACUCGGGCCAAUACUUUGUCUUUCGCAUCCUACCCCAACUCCUCGCCGCCAUGAUUCUCAUUUUUUCUCAGAGCAUCGUUACCGCCUCACUUCGCGUCCUGCCUUUUACAAUCAUGGCCAGAGAGGAUCCGGCCGAGCGUUACCUUGCAUUGUUUCAAAACCUCUACCCCAAGUCUUUUCUGCGCCCGCAGCUUGUUGGCCCCUGGCAGGUCAUGGUCUUUGAUUUGGCAACUUGGGCGGCGGCCUUGACGAUUCCUCUGCAUAGCGCUGCGUUUACCUGUAUAUAUGUCGAUGAUGUCUGGAUCUGGGCACCCUCCAAGGGCCUCGUCUGGGCUUUGGUACUGCUCUACGCAUUCCUCCUCGCCGCUGCCGCCAUUUCCAUGUCCUUUUGGUUUAACCAGUGGACAGGGCUGAGGUGGGACAUGCGCUCUAUCGCCGAUCUCAUUCCCCUCCUGAGCCGUACCAACACCAUGGGCGGCUACAAGCAGCGGCCUGUCGGUGACCUGAAGACCUGCCUUCACCAACGAUGCUUCGACAGGCUUGGGUACUGGCAGACGGGAGAGGAGCUGAACGGGGGCAUCUGGCAUGCCAUUGGCACAUCGGUCCAGCAGCCGCCGGGCCACGGAACCGAGGCCAACGAGCAGGAGGCCAAGAGAAGAGGAAGCCACGACUUGUCCCUUGGCUCUCGCCAUGUUGCCGAUUCGGCCCCGGGAGGUAGCUACCUUCCAUUGUGCCUCCGGGACGGGCCACUGGUGGCGUUUGCCGCGACGACCGGAAUACUGCUUCUCGCCAUGCUCGUCGCCUCCUUUCUGCCCCAGACACGACUCGAAGCUGGUUUCUCUCCGAUGCUCACCGCCAAGCCGACACCGGCCUCCUUCUCUCUCGCCAAUUUCGUCUACAGCUUCGUGCCCGCGUGCCUGGGCAUGAUCCUGUUUAUGCUGUUUCAAAUAUUUGAUCAGUCCUUGCGCAUCGUUCAGCCGUGGGGAGACAUGGUGCAGGCGGACGGAGCGAUUGCUCGACGAUCCAUCUUGGUCGACUAUGCCGCAUGCCUGCCGCUGCAGGUGACAUGGAGGGCGCUGGUGAACGGCCACUGGAGGGUUGCCGUAACUUCUCUCAUGGCGCUCUUGUUUAUUUUCAUACCCGUCCUCGCCGGCGGCCUUUUUACGGCACUGACGACCCCGGAUGCCCAAGUUCGGAUGUUCCCGAGCAUGCCUGUCUUUGGCGUCCUGCUGGCAUUCCUGUUCCUCUACGUCGCCUGCCUGUGUCUCCUGAUGCCCCGCCGCAGCCAGUUCAUGCUGCCCCAUGCUGCCACCUCUGCAGCGGCCAUCAUCAGCCUGUGCUCCGCCGACGACCUCAUCCAGGAUGCCGCCUUUCAAGAGGUCCGCUCCCACGGCGAUGUCAAGGCCCGCCUCGGCGUUGGUCGAGGCGACGACUCUCGCGAGGAGACUGUCUGGUUCUUUGGCCUGCUGCCGGGCCGGGACGAGCAGCGGCUCAGCGUCCGUCGGAUGAAGCGGCUUACUGAACGUGGAAUGAGAUCCGCACGAGACAUGGUAUAA